This is a messenger RNA of Prunus armeniaca (apricot), 1122 nucleotides long. Lineage: Eukaryota; Viridiplantae; Streptophyta; Magnoliopsida; Rosales; Rosaceae. The record is from the annotation of a GenBank genome assembly.
AUGAAGUUUCCAUUUUGGUUCUUCUCAUCCGCCGUCAGAGGCUUGCAGUCACUAAAAAGGUCAACCUUUCUAUCUGGUUCUGUAUCAAGUAGUGAUAUUGAGAACUGGGAAGAAUCCACCAUGGCUGAUGGCAGUCCCAGGACUGAUAUUUCUACAGAUGUGGAUACAGAUGAUAAGAAUCAAAGGUUUGACGUAGUGCAAUACACCAUUGGUCCUGCGGGUUCUGAUUCCAGUGACAAAUCAAAAGAUCCAAAAGAUCAGAAGACUCUUCGUAGGCUUGCUCAAAAUCGUGAGGCUGCAAGAAAAAGUCGACUGAGGAAGAAAGCUUAUGUUCAGCAGCUGGAGAGUAGUCGUUUGAAGCUCACUCAACUAGAGCAAGAGCUCCAGCGAGCCAGACAGCAGGGAAUCUUCAUAUCAAGUUCAGGAGAUGCUGCCCAUUCUAUGAGUGGAAAUGGGGCCAUGGCGUUUGAUGUAGAAUAUGGACGGUGGCAGGAAGAGCAAAAUCGGCAAAUUAAUGAACUGAGAUCAGCAGUAAAUUCUCAUGCAAGUGAUGCAGAGCUUCGUACUAUUGUAGAUGGAAUCUUGGCGCACUAUGAUGAGAUCUUUAGGCUGAAGGGCACAGCAGCUAAAGCUGAUGUAUUCCAUUUGUUGUCUGGCAUGUGGAAAACACCUGCUGAGAGGUGUUUCUUGUGGCUUGGUGGUUUUCGUUCAUCUGAGCUCCUGAAGCUUCUUGUUAAUCAGCUGGAGCCUCUAACAGAGCAGCAGUUGGUGGGGAUAACCAACUUGCAGCAAUCCUCCCAACAGGCAGAAGAUGCCUUAUCUCAAGGGAUGGAUGCAUUGCAACAAUCUCUAGCGGAGACUUUGUCCAGUGGAUCUCUUGGCUCCUCAGGUUCCUCUGGGAAUGUGGCAAACUACAUGGGUCAAAUGGCCAUGGCAAUGGGAAAGCUAGGGACCCUUGAAGGGUUUAUCCGCCAGGCUGACAAUUUGCGGCAACAAACACUGCAACAAAUGCAUCGUAUAUUGACCACCCGCCAGUCAGCUCGUGCCCUUUUGGCUAUAAACGAUUAUUUCUCGCGGCUACGGGCUCUUAGUUCGCUCUGGCUUGCCCGUCCAAGAGAGUGA